Hipposideros armiger (great roundleaf bat) is the source of this 890-nucleotide messenger RNA. RefSeq names its product fatty acid binding protein 3 (gene FABP3). Gene Ontology annotation, molecular function: lipid binding. The coding region runs from base 84 to 485 and encodes 133 amino acids. The record is from RefSeq and is a predicted model, not a curated record. Lineage: Eukaryota; Metazoa; Chordata; Mammalia; Chiroptera; Hipposideridae. The transcript is spliced from 4 exons.
GGUAGCGCGGGCUAGUAGCUGCGCGUCCUGGAGUCCCUUCCACACCAGCUUUGUCGCUACUUCUUUCUCAGCCUAGCCUCACCAUGGUGGACGCCUUCGCCGGCACCUGGAAGCUAGUGGACAGCAAGAAUUUCGAUGACUACAUGAAGUCGAUCGGUGUGGGUUUUGCUACCAGGCAGGUGGCCAGCAUGACCAAGCCCACCACAAUCAUCGAAGUCAAUGGGGAUACCAUUACCAUAAAAACACAAAGCACCUUCAAGAAUACGGAGGUCAGCUUCAAGCUGGGGGUGGAGUUUGAUGAGACAACGGCAGAUGACAGGAAGGUCAAGUCCAUCGUGACACUGGAUGGAGGCAAGCUUGUCCACUUGCAGAAGUGGGAUGGGCAAGAGUCAACGCUCGUGCGGGAGCUCGUCGACGGAAAACUCAUCCUGACACUCACCCAUGGCAGUGCAGUUUGUACCCGCACUUAUGAGAAAGAAGCAUGACCUGCCCACGCCUUCACUGACCGCUCCUCUGCCAACUGGCUACCCCUGGACUCAGCCCUAGAUUGCCUCAUUUUUUCCGCUGGCAUUUUGUAUAAAUCCGCCUUGGUUGGGGAAAGUCUUCUGGGGAUCUAUCGUGGAUCCAGUUCCGGUUCCCAUUGUGUUUGGUUUUUAACUGCAUCCAAAGGGUGCUCUGAGGUCAAUAAAGCAGAGCCAAGGUCACCCAGUUGCCCUUUUGCCUUUGGUGACAUGACUCUGGGAGUCUCAGUUUCCCUGUGUGUCAGAAUGGGCAAAAAUGCCUGCCUGAAGGUCCCUCAGGAAGAAGCAUUGGAUGAGAGACUGAAACGGACGGUCUCGGGGACAGUGUAGCUGAUCACCUUACAUGUACAAUAAAAAGCUGUACCUACA